CUCAUGCUGGGGUUCCCUGCGUGGAUGGUAGGCCACACUUUUUAAAGUGUUUAUUGCUCUCAUCUAGGAGACUUUAGGGUUUUGGGUCUCUGCAACCAGUAAUCCAUCAACAAGCAUUUAUUAAGCACUAACUCUGUGCCAACCGCUCUUGUAGGUACCAGGGAUCCAGAGGCAGGACUGAAGCGGUGCCCGCCCUCGUCCAACCCCAGGAGAACCUGGAGGGCCUCCCCGUCUGUACGGAGUCCCUAAUUGCUCGGCCUCUGCCUGCACGAGUGUCUCCCUUAAAAUUGCCCUUCCUUAAGAAAGGAGCAUCAGAGGGAAGAAAAUGACUUCUGGGUUCCUAACAGCCACAUCCCAGGAGUCAGUGACCUUCAAGGAUGUCUCUGUGGAUUUCACUCAGGGAGAGUGGGGACAGCUGAACCUUGCCCAGAAGAACCUAUACAGAGACGUGAUGCUGGAGAACUACCGGAACCUGGUCUCCCUAGGGCUUCAAGUUUUCAAGCCAGAAGUCAUCUGCAGAUUGGAACGAGGAGAAGCCCCAUGGAUACUGGAAAGAGACAUCUCAAGAGGUCCCUGUCCAGAUUGGUCAGAAACUAGAGAAAUAAUUCCAAAGGAGAGCAUUUAUAUGGAAGAAUUAUCCCAUGAAAGACUCAUAAGGAAUGAUUCUUGGAACUUCAAACUUGAAGGAACUUCCAAAUGUGAUGGCAGAUUCAAAAAGCAACAGAUCAAUCAGGGAAGAGGGCCGAAGCAUAUCAUUGCCCAUAAGAACAGUUUCAAUAAGAUGAAAAGUUAUGAACAUGACAAAUUUAAAAGAAAUUCUAAUCACAGGUCAGUCUCUGACAUACAAUGGAGUAGUCCUGCAGAAAAGAUGAUUCAUAAAUAUGAUACAUAUGGAAAUAAUUUCAAACAGUAUUCAGACCUAGUUAAACAUAAUAGAAUCUCCUUGGGGAGGAAAUUUUGGAAGAAUAAUGAAUAUAGUAAAACCUUCUGUUACCACUCAGACCUUAUUCGCUAUCAUAGAAUUCCUCCUGGAGAGAAAUCUUAUACAUAUACUGAAUUUGGAAAAACCUUCCACCAAAAGCGACACCUUACUCAAUAUAAAAGAAUUCCUGCUGCAGAGAAACCAUAUAAAUGCACCGAAUGUGAAAAAUCUUUCAAUAAUAGCACAUCCCUUAUUUUGCACCAGAGAAUUCACACUGGUGAGAAACCUUAUGAAUGUCUUGAAUGUGGGAAAACUUUUAGCCGAAGUAUGUACCUUACUCGGCAUCAGAGAAUUCAUACUAGGGAGAGACCCUAUAAAUGUAGUGAAUGUGGAAAAGCCUUCAGUCAGAUUAUGUACCUUGCUCGGCAUCAGAAAAUCCAUACUGGAGACAGGCCCUAUCAAUGUAGUGAAUGUGGAAAAGCUUUCAGCCAGAUAUUGUACCUUACUCGACAUCAGCGAACUCAUACUGGAGAGAGACCCUAUCAGUGUAAUGAAUGUGGAAAAGCCUUUAGUCAGAUUAUGUACCUUACUCGGCAUCAGAGAAUUCAUACUGGAGAGAGACCUUAUAAGUGCAGUGAGUGUGGAAAAGCCUUCAGCAACAGUUCAUCUCUUAUUGUACAUCAGAGAAUUCAUACUGGAGAGAGACCCUAUAAGUGUGACAUAUGUGAAAAGGCCUUCAGCCAGAGAGGACACCUUACUGAACAUCAGAAAAUUCACAAUCGAGAAAAACCAUACAAAUGCACUGACUGUGGGAAAGCCUUUAGCCAAAUUAUGUACUUUAAUCAGCAUCAGAGAAUUCACACUGGAGAGAAGCCAUACAAAUGUAAUGAAUGUGGAAAGGCCUUCAGCAAUAGCUCAACCUUUAUUGUACAUCAUAGAAUUCAUACUGGAGAAAAACCUUAUGAAUGCCUUGAGUGUGGGAAAGCCUUCAGCAAGUGCACAGGCCUUGUUCUCCAUAAGAGAAUUCAUACUGGAGAAAAACCCUAUAAAUGUAACGUAUGUGAGAAAACUUUCAGUCGGAGGGGCCACCUUACAGAACAUCAGAAAAUUCACAAUGGAGAAAAACCCUAUAAAUGUAAUGAAUGUGGGAAAAGCUUUCGACAGAGAGGACACCUUACUGAACAUCAGAGGACCCACACUGGGGAGAAACUCUAUAAAUGUAAUGAAUGUGGCAAAGCCUUCAGUAAUAGUUCACAGCUUACUUUACAUCAUAGAAUUCAUACUGGAGAAAAGCCUUAUAAAUGCAGUGAAUGUGGCAAAGCUUUCAUCAAUAGCUCAUUCCUUACUCUGCAUCAGCGAAUUCAUACUGGAGAGAAACCUUAUAAGUGUAAUGAGUGUGGGCAAGCUUUCCGUCAUCCAGGAAAUCUCACUGAACAUCGGAAAAUUCAUACUGGGGAGAAACCCUAUAUGUGUAGUGAAUGUGGAAAAUCCUUUAGUCGUAGUAUGUACCUUACUCGGCAUCAGAGAGUCCAUACUGGAGAGAAGUGCUAUAAAUGUAACAUGUGUAAUCGAGCCUUCCAGCAUAGCUCUUCCCUUGCUCUCCAUCAGAGAAUCCAUAAUGGAGAUAAACCUUACAAAUGUUUUGAAUGUGGAAAAGCGUUCAGCCAGGGACUGUACCUUACUCGACAUCAGAGAAUUCAUACAGGGGAAAAACCUUAUAAAUGUAAUGAAUGUGGUAAGGCCUUCAACCAGUCUGCCGGUCUUAUUCAGCACCAGAUAGUUCAUACUGUGGACAAACCCUAUAAGUGUGAUGAAUGUGGGAAAACUUUCAGUCGGCAAGGAAGUGUCAUCCAACAUCAAAGAAUUCAUACUGGAGAAAAACCCUAUAUAUGUAGUGAAUGUGGGAAAGCCUUCACCCACAGCUCAUCCCUUGCUGUACAUCAGAGAAUUCAUACUGGUGAGAAGUCCUAUGAAUGUAAUGAAUAAUUCAUCACCAUUUCCCUUCCCCUCCUCCCCCCAAAAAAAUCUGGAAACAACUGAAAUAUCUAAUAAUCGGAUGAUGACUGAAUGCUGACAUAUCAAUAUAAUGGGACUCAGAAUUUCAGAGUCAAAAGAAACCUCAGUUGUUAUCUAUUUCAACAACCCUAGAAAGGUCAUCCAUCAUUUCCUUAGAGACUUCCAAAGAGAGGAAACCCACUUCCUGAGGGAGUCCAUUCCAUUUAUGUCCAUUUAUAUAACUCUGGGAGCCAUUCUAAUUAGAAAUUUUUAAUUUCUUUUAUUACACCUAAAUCUGCAUUUUUGCAACUUCCUUCCAUUGCUCCUAGUUCUAUCUUCUGGGGACAAAUAACAGAAUAUAUGUAAUACCUCUUCUGUAGUCCUUCAGAUACUUGAAGAUGUCUAUCAUGUGCCCUCUAAAUCUACUCUAUUCCAAGUCAAAUUUUCACCCUUGCUUCAAUCAGUCCUUCUAUGACAUGAAUUUAAAGCCCUUUGAACUCCUGGAUGACCUUUUUUUGCUCACCAGAUUAUCAUUGUACUUCCUAAAAUGUGUUACCUAGAAUUGAAUACAUUACUCUAGAUGUGGUCUGAUUGUGACAGAUCAUAACAAGAUUAUUACCUCCUCAUUAUUGAAAGCUAUGCUUUUUUUUCCCAUUACCUUUUUGGCUGCUAUAUUGCACCAUUGACUCAUAUUGAGUCAACUAAAAUCCCUAAAUAUUUUUCAGAGAAACUGCUGUCUAAAUAUUCUUCCCUCAUUUUAUUUUAUUUUAUUUCAUUUUUUAAAAUAACUUUUUAUUGACAGAACCCAUGCCAGGGUAAUUUUUUACAGCAUUAUCCCAAGCAGUCCUUUACAUGUUGAAUACAUGUUGAAUAGGUUACAGUAUAUCCUAGGUACAAUAUAUGUGUGCAGAACCGAACAGUUUUCUUGUUGCUCAGGGAGAAUUGGAUUCAGAAGGUAUAAAUAACCUGUCUUCCCUCAUUUUAUAAUUGUGAAGCCAAUUUUUUUUAACCCACCACUUGGUACUUAACUAGAGUCAGUCCAAUAUUGCUAACUGGUCAAGACAGCUUGAAUCCUAUCCAUUAUUGUAUAAGCUAUUUCUCCUGGAUUUAUAUCACCUGUACACUUGAUAAAUAUGCUGACUUAUCCAGGCCAUUAAUAAAAAUAUUAAGUGGUGUACAGCCAUGUACAACACUCAGGAAGGGGGGACCCCACUGAAGACCGAGGGGACAUAAAUCACUAAAGGCUCAUAUCCUGUAGCAUUGCUCCCAUUUUCCAGAACAUCUUAAAGGUGACUGACAAGUGACUCAAUAGGCUAUCAGUUCCUUCAGCACUUGAUAAUGAUUAGAACCAGUUUUCUUGAACAGAUCAUGGAAUGCUAGAUGCGGAGAUUACUUCCAUUCCUUGGUUUGUCAGCUGCUCAGUAUCCAUUUUCAUAUGUUACCUCCAGUCUAAAGGUCAUUUAUUCCAAUUAUCUAGCCCAGGCUCCAGUCUUCUGCCUUCUUUGUUCUUUCCCCCAAUGUAGCUAAAGGAUGUUUUGUUGCCCUUAAUUUAGCUUAUCAGCCUCAGUUUAUUCUCAACUACUUUUAAUUCAUCCUAUUAACUGUCCCUUUCUUUUACUUUCUGUAUUUUUUCCAUUUCCCUUUCCUUUUCCCUUUCCCUUUCUUUUCCUUUCCUUUUUCCUUUUCCUUUCCUGCCCUGUCCUUUUUCCUUUCUUCUUUCUUUCUUUCUUUUUGGUAAGGCAAUUGGAGUUAAGUGAUUUGCUUGGGACCACACAGUGUCAAGUAUCUAAGGCCAGAUUUGAAUUCGGGUUCUCCUGACUGGGUAAUCUCAUUGCACAUGUCUUUUUAAGAUCCAAAUUCAUCGGACUUCCUGUGCACUUCCAUCAUUCUCUUCAGACAAUAUCCCGUUUUCUUGCUGAAUGGCAGUUUCUCUUUGUGUCUUCAGAAUUUCAUUUAUGAAUACUUUUUACAACUCUCCUGUACUGACUUCCUCUGUACACUUUUAGUUAUGGGACAGUCCUUUGAAAUCACAUACAGCAAUAUGUUUAAAAUUAUUGAGGAAUACUACAACCUAUGUUAAUAUCCGUACAAUGACAAGCGAUCUAGAGGAAUCCCUUCUCAGAAUAUUGUGUUGCUCCCUUCACCUUCCAGAAAGAUUCAUGGAGUAACAUGAAUAGUAGUACUAAAGAAGCAGUAUGAAUGAGUUUCAGUCUGCAUCUCUGGCAGAAGUCUGCCUUCCUCCUCUCAGCCCAUUGAGCUCAGAGAUCUAUGGAAAUAUGACAAAACAUUUUUACAUGCUUAAUUAUGGAUUUAAAAAUGAAUGAAAUAACAUGAAGCAAACUAGAAGCACAAAAUUCACGCCUACUACAACAUAAAAGGAAGAAGGGGGAAUGUAUACAUAAAUAUGUAGUGAUGAUUUGGAAGAUUUCAUGCAGAUGUGGAAUAAUAAACAAUAACGGACAUUUUAAAUAUUGAAAUUAAUGAAUUGUAAAUGCUCAAAGUCUAAUUGGUUUUAUUACUUUUUAAAAGUUAAGCUACUAAUGAAUUGUUUAAAAAUAAACAAUGAAAUACGAUAAGGAAAAA
Molecule: messenger RNA, 5500 nt
Organism: Antechinus flavipes (yellow-footed antechinus)
Lineage: Eukaryota; Metazoa; Chordata; Mammalia; Dasyuromorphia; Dasyuridae
Product: zinc finger protein 420-like
Exons: 5
Coding region: 326-2908 (860 amino acids)
Biological process (GO): regulation of transcription by RNA polymerase II
Molecular function (GO): RNA polymerase II cis-regulatory region sequence-specific DNA binding; DNA-binding transcription factor activity
Source: RefSeq, a predicted model, not a curated record